GUUUCUGGUUGCCGCGUUUUCAGUCUCUUACGACCGUAUUCACUAAACGACUCUACUUUUUUUUGGUUUGUUCUCUUUCUCAGUCUUUUUCUGAUUCUUUUAACUUUGUGCCCACGAAGCAACCAAGCACAAAACACAAAUGUCAGACGCUGUUGGACUGCUCAAAAAGACCGACGGUGACCUCAGCAGCAGCAGCAGCAGCGGUAGCAGCCACACCGGUAGCAAGCAGAAGGGCAAUGGUGGAAAGGGGAGCAGUGCUGACAGUCAAGACCCGGCCGCGCACCGCCUGAAGCUCGUCCGCCCGUUCCUCCGCCGCAAGGUCGAGGCCGGCACAGAAACGGUCCUGCGCAUCCAAAAGUUCUUCGGCGUGACGCCUGAUAUCGCAUCGCGCAAAUGGAAAGGCUUUGCGUUCUACUAUUUCCACAUUGCUGCUGGAAUGGGCACGGAGAUUGCCUUCAUCACUCUGCUGCCCUUCCUCUUUUGGUACUGCCCGGCGAGCCUUGCACGCUGGGUUUGCUUCGCCUGGGCCACCAGCAUGUACCUUGGCCAGGUGCUCAAGGACUACAUUAUGCUGCCCCGUCCGCCGCCCCCGGCUGUUGUUUUGGAGCGCUCCUUUUCGGGCGAGUGGGGCUUUCCCAGCACUCACGUGAUGGGCGGCCUUGUCAUCCCGUUUGCUAUUGCCGAGUACCUGGUCGACAACAAUCUGGCUACCCCGCUUCUUGCUGGCGCAUGUGUCUUUGUUUGGAUUGGCUCGAUUGCCAUGUCGCGCCUUUACCUUGGCGUGCACUCCCCGACCGACCUGAUCGGAGGAUUGAUUUUCGGUGUUAUUCUCUAUGUCGCCUGCCAUCCGUUGAACCAGGCGCUGGACGCCCGUAUCGGCCACAGUCCUCGUGACGUUCAAAUUCUCACCCCCAUCGUUACCGCCGUGCUUUUGCUGCUCUAUCCCACAAGCUUCAAGUGGACGAGUGCGUAUGGCGACACCGCUACAAUCCUCGGCACUGAGACGGGCAUCAUCAUGGGCUCUACCCUGCAUCCAGUGUCCCUCGUCUAUUACGGCGCACAUUUUAGCGACUUGAUCACUUUCACUCCACUCGUGAUCGGCAAGUUUUUUAUCCGCUACGGCGUUGGCUGCGCCAUGCUUUUCCUGACCCGCCUCAUCUUCAAGACGCUCAUGACCCGUGUGUUCACGUAUCUCUUGACAAGCAGCGGUUCGCUCAAGGGUGUUCCGACUGUCACUCGUGAUCGCGAGCGGCCAUACGGCGGCUAUGUUAUUGAAAUUCCGACCAAGUUUGUCACUUACUCGAUGGUUGGCUUUAUGGCAACGUUUGCGAUGCCGGCUUUCUUCCGUUAUAUUGGUCUGGACAAUUAAGCCCACGACUACCCCCGUUUACAACCUGCAGCGUUGUAUCCAAUACAUUCUCGUUGGUGUUUUUCAUGUGCUAUCAUAGCGUUCGUAUCCA
This is a messenger RNA of Capsaspora owczarzaki ATCC 30864, 1460 nucleotides long. RefSeq lists its product as hypothetical. NCBI's taxonomy places the organism in Eukaryota, Filasterea, Ministeriida, Capsasporidae. The transcript has 6 exons. The coding region runs from base 140 to 1369 and encodes 409 amino acids. The record is from RefSeq and is a predicted model, not a curated record. Gene Ontology annotation, molecular function: sphingosine-1-phosphate phosphatase activity. Gene Ontology annotation, biological process: sphingosine metabolic process. Gene Ontology annotation, cellular component: endoplasmic reticulum membrane.